AUGCCCCCCUCGACACUGGUCCUGGGGUCAUGGGGGUGCCCGGGAGACAGAGGUCUAUCCUCUGGUGGGAGAGGUUUGGGUCCUGGCCCUGGUCCCCCUCCAACCUGGUUGCGAUUGUCCACCACCGCUGCUGGUUCGUUGCAGACUCCACCAGAAAUCCGUAACACCCUACUAGUGCGGCAAAGCGAUACGGCACGGCAGGUUUCGAGCAUGAUGCACAAGUGUACCGCCGGCCAUCCCGGUCCCCGUUUCAAGCUUUACGAUGAGAACACUCUCCUUUUUUCUGACGUGGAAAACAACCCUCCCGGCAGUGGAGCAGCCUGUCUGCCGUUGGCUUCUGUGGGGCCGCCGGCGGACGGGUCGGUCGUUCCUGCAUCUGCCGAAGUCUCAUCCGUCACCAGCGGAAGUGCCAUCGCAGCCUGCGGACUACAGCAUGAAACCACCCAAACUCAAAUGAUCCACAACGUCUGCCAGCUUCAACAAGCCGUACCCACAUGCCAGACUUCGGCAUUUGAUUGA
Apiotrichum porosum is the source of this 519-nucleotide messenger RNA. RefSeq lists its product as uncharacterized. The transcript has 3 exons. Bases 1 to 519 code for a protein of 172 amino acids. The record is from RefSeq and is a predicted model, not a curated record. Lineage: Eukaryota; Fungi; Basidiomycota; Tremellomycetes; Trichosporonales; Trichosporonaceae.